AUGUCCACUUCAUCCAGUUUCCAAGUUCCUCAGAAGCGUAUCCUAACGCAGGAACAGCUAGCAGCAUUCCAAUCGUCCAAGGCGCACGAAGAUGUCCUGUCGUACAUUCAGAAACUAAACGACUCAGUCAUCGGGUCAAAACUAUCCGACGAAUGUUCCACUUCCCCGGGUGUAGUUGGGGUUCUGGAUAUACUCCAGCGUGUGGAGGAGAUCGCGAAGGAGACACCGCCAGUUGAGAACGCAGCUUCGCGGUUUGGCAAUCCGGCGUUCAGAACCUUCUAUGACAAAGUUGGAGAGGUAGCAGGAUCUUUACACGGGAAGAUCCCCAAUUUAUCUCAGGAGGCCAUACCGGAGAUCGCAGUCUACUUUAAGGAGUCCUGGGGCAAUCGACAGCGGAUUGACUACGGCAGUGGCAUGGAGCUCAAUUUCCUUUGCUGGAUGAUAUGCCUUGACCGACAGGGUGUCUUCGCAGAAUCUGAUAACCAGGCGUUGGUCAUUAGGGUCUUCUGGAAAUAUAUCCAAGUGAUGCGUAUCUUGCAGUCAACCUAUUGGCUAGAACCAGCAGGAUCACAUGGAGUGUGGGGACUCGAUGAUUAUCACUUCUUGCCGUUCCUCUGGGGAUCUGCUCAAUUACGAGGGCACAAGUACAUCCGACCUAAAGCCAUUCACGACCCGGAAAUAGUCGAAGAAUACGCGAAAGAAUACAUUUACUUUGCUUGCAUUCAGUUCAUAAACUCCAUCAAAACUGCUUCGUUACGAUGGCACUCUCCGAUGCUUGACGAUAUAUCAGCCGUCAAAACCUGGGACAAAGUCAAUUCGGGCAUGAUCAAGAUGUAUCUUGCCGAGGUCCUGGGCAAACUUCCUGUAAUUCAGCACUUCCUUUUUGGAUCUAUUCUACCGUACGAUGGGCCCGCUGCUCCGAUAUCAGCCUCAUCACAGGACGACGAGCAUUGGGGUCACGCUCAUACACUUGGUGGGGCUGGUGGGGUUGGCCAAAGGGAGGUCGGGUGGGGUGAUUGCUGUGGAAUUCCAGUGCCUUCUGCCUUCGCGGCUGCCCAAGCAGACAAGGAAAAGCUACCAGGAUUACGGUUAGCAGGCCCUGGUAUACGGCCCGUCCCUUUUGACUGA
Molecule: messenger RNA, 1128 nt
Organism: Pleurotus ostreatus (oyster mushroom)
Lineage: Eukaryota; Fungi; Basidiomycota; Agaricomycetes; Agaricales; Pleurotaceae
Gene: RRD2
Product: Serine/threonine-protein phosphatase 2A activator 2
Exons: 7
Coding region: 1-1128 (375 amino acids)
Biological process (GO): mitotic spindle organization
Cellular component (GO): cytoplasm; protein phosphatase type 2A complex; nucleus
Molecular function (GO): peptidyl-prolyl cis-trans isomerase activity; protein tyrosine phosphatase activator activity
Source: RefSeq, a predicted model, not a curated record